AUGCCUUCCAUGUCCAAGUUCGCGCGGCAGUCCGUGCUCGGUCUGUCAAUGCUGGCAGCCUUGGUGCAAGCUACUCCAAGCUUCGACUACGGAGCCAACAAGGUCCGUGGUGUCAACCUUGGUGGUUGGCUUGUGCUGGAGCCAUGGAUCACCCCUUCAAUCUUCGACGCUGCUGGUGACGCUGCCGUCGAUGAGUGGUCGCUUUGUGCCACUUUGGGUCAAGAUCAAUGCCGCAGUGUGCUGACAGGUCACUGGGACAGUUGGGUCACUGCCGACGACUUCAGCCAGAUUGCUGCCGCUGGAAUGAACCAUGUUCGCAUUCCGGUUGGAUACUGGGCCAUAGAGCACCUCGACGGCGAUCAAUACGUCGACGGCCAACUAGAAUACCUAGACCGAGCCAUCGGCUGGGCUCGCGAUUCUGGCUUGAAGGUCAUUCUUGACUUGCACGGCGCACCCGGCUCUCAGAACGGCUUUGACAACAGCGGCAAGCGUGGUGCAAUUGGUUGGCAGCAAGGUAACACCGUCGAGGACACCAAGUCUGCCCUGAAGGCCCUCGCUGCCCGCUAUGGAGGAGAUGGAGAUGUUGUGACCGCCAUCGAGGCUUUGAACGAGCCUAGUAUCCCAGGAGGCGUGAACCAAGACGGCCUCAAGCAAUACUACUAUGACGCCUGGGGCGUCGUCCGCGAGGCCAGUCAGGACACCACCCUCGUCAUGCACGACGGAUUCAUGCCCACCGAAUCAUGGAACGGAUUCAUGGGCGCGAGCUCCGGUGUCUUCUAUGUGAUGAUGGACACCCAUCACUACGAGGUCUUCGAUAGCGGCGUGCUCGCCUCAGAUGUGAACUCUCACAUCAGCAACGUCUGCGGUUUCUCCAGCCAACACAUCCAAACCGGUGAUAAGUGGACCAUUGUUGGUGAAUGGACUGGUGCCAUGACCGACUGCGCCAAGUACCUCAACGGAAAGGGCACCGGUGCCCGCUACGACGGUUCUUUCCCCGGUAGCUCACUGAUCGGCAGCUGUGAUGGCAAGUCCGUUGGAUCUGUGGACGCCCUGCCCGAAGAUGACCGCACUAACCUGCGUCGCUUCAUCGAGGCUCAACUCGAUGCUUAUGAGAAGGGUACCGGCUGGGUCUACUGGACCUGGAAGACUGAGGGCGCUCCCGAGUGGGACAUGAAGCAACAGAUUGCCGGCGGUGUCUUCCCCAACCCGGUCACUGAUCGUCAAUACCCCGGCCAAUGCUAA
Penicillium brevicompactum is the source of this 1242-nucleotide messenger RNA. RefSeq names its product glucan 1,3-beta-glucosidase (gene exg1). The transcript has 3 exons. Gene Ontology annotation, cellular component: extracellular region; cell surface. Gene Ontology annotation, molecular function: glucan exo-1,3-beta-glucosidase activity. The record is from RefSeq and is a predicted model, not a curated record. Gene Ontology annotation, biological process: glucan catabolic process. Bases 1 to 1242 code for a protein of 413 amino acids. Lineage: Eukaryota; Fungi; Ascomycota; Eurotiomycetes; Eurotiales; Aspergillaceae.